Messenger RNA from Haplochromis burtoni (Burton's mouthbrooder), 15331 nucleotides. RefSeq names its product NHS-like 1b (gene nhsl1b). The record is from RefSeq and is a predicted model, not a curated record. The transcript is spliced from 9 exons. NCBI's taxonomy places the organism in Eukaryota, Metazoa, Chordata, Actinopteri, Cichliformes, Cichlidae. Gene Ontology annotation, biological process: cell differentiation. The coding region runs from base 8526 to 13535 and encodes 1669 amino acids.
CAUUUUCAAGAUCACCACAACUGACAAAAGGAAUCACUUGAGAUUGGCACUAAAACGAAGUGUCUAAUAAAGAAACUGCAUUUAUUUUAAAAGUGACAUUCAUAUGGUUCAUAUUUCCUUAAUUAAUAGCCCAGCUAGACAGAUCAACUUUGAAAUUAAAAUUAAAUAUACAGGAGAUUCAGACGUAGCAACACCCUUAGACAAAAACUGGUUCAUCCCAAAGAGAAAAUACCCCAAAACAAACUAAACAACAUGGUGUAUUAGGUGCAAGUGCACAGAAGAAACCAAACGGCGACUCCUCAAGUGCAUAGCACAACACAGGAAAGCCACCUCCACAGGACAAGACUCAGCAGUACAUCUGGAACUGUGGGAACAUCUGCUCACAUUUUGGACCAAGGAGACAGACGGUUUGUAAGGACUAAAGGAGGUUGUCUACCUUAGUUAUGAAUGAUGAGUGUUGAACAGAGUUUGUUGCUUACGACGCCAGCUACCGGCCACCUACAGUCUUGAGAUUCCUUCCCAGGCAUUUCAACCCCUACACACACCUUGCCUCAGGUGACCUCAAUAUCUCACCUGAUAGUGGGGUGGUGCUGUGUCUCAUAGAGGUUUUACCUGGUGGUCUCGGUUGUAGUAAUGACCCACACCAUUUUUUUCACACCUUGGCUUAUGUGAUGACAAGUAGUGGAUUAGCGAACCUCAAGACCAUCUGCACCAAGGGUUCAUUACCUGGGACUUCCAGUGGUUUAAGAACCGAAGAACCCUCUUGGACGAGGGGCAAAAAGUCUCCACAAACUGAAAGAAGUCCAGCUGUCGUCAUUUUCAAACUCCUAAGGCAAUUGGAGAAUAUUUAAAAGUGCAGCAGGUCUUCUGAAGUCGCGGGAGAUGCACUGCUGACACUGCUGUUAUUCUUUUCUAUCAAACAUACGGAUAGAAAAGAGUAAUAUUUCCAUACAGGAUUGGUUGGUCUUGGUUAAUGAUUGCCUACAGUGCUGUUGAUCAAUGGGGUGCCAGUGGAAACUGUGCUACUGUUGUUUAAAAGGAACAGGAAAGGGGGAAGACAUGUUAGGAGGCAGUGAGGGAGAAGGAAAGGUAGCAGAGUAGAGAUGAGAGUAGGGGCUUUAAAUGUAGGAUGGAUUUGGAGCUGCCAGGCAGGAGGAAAAGAGAAAGAUGACAGGAUAGUCAAUUUUCAAUUCAUUUUUAUUUUUAGCACAACAAAAAAUUGCAACAACACUCUCCUCAUGGCGCAUGAGAAGAUAGCGACCCCUAAAUAGCGAUGGGGUUGUGGUGACGGCACAUUUGGUAACCCCAAUACGAUCAGUUGAGCAACUAUAUGGUCGCCUUAAGCAGUCGUUUCGGGAACUGCUAUUUUGACGGUUCAUGAUGGCAUUGUUUUCUCCCCUGUAUGUUUCGCUCUUACUUUCCUAUAUGCGUAUAUACAUGUUGGCAUACUUACAGUAUUUAAGUUUCAUUUAAGAUUCAUGUAUCAGCUUGUGGUAAUAAACUGAACAUUGUUCUGUCGUGACGGGUGCUUCCCUUUUAAACAGCUGUUGUGAAAUUGCUGUCACCACUUGAGGUUAAGGGGAAAAAAACAUGAGCCCAAACACACGCUCUCUCCAACGAGCACAGUCCUACCUGUUACGUUUCAAAUCUGGUUCAACCACAUUUCAACUUUACCCAAGCUGAUUUUAAUUACUGUAGCAAUGACAAACAUGCUGCCCUGCGGUUCAGGAGUGCGUCAGGGAACAGUUUUUGGACUAGAAACGUGCCUCGUGCCAGAUUUUCGAUGUCACAGUGUACUAGAGAAAGACAUAUCUUUAAGGUAUUCAGAUUUCAGCUGGAGUUGUUCAGAUAUCACUAACACACCAGUUCUUCUCCUUUGGAAUUCACCAUCUGUGCACAAUUUUGCAAAUUCCAUAUUCUGCAUGAAAAGUACAAUGCAUAUGCAAACCACAUCUGGCCCCAGGUCUGCUGGACUCACUUCUCUGCUCAGGCAUGACUGAUCAGGAAUGCACAGUCGACCGCACCCUUUCUCCCCUUCAACCACUGGACGCAGCCCUGCUGGGUGUGUGUGUGUGUGUGUCUGUCUGUGCUUGAGUGUGUGAAUGCCCUACUCAGAUUACCGGAGUUCAUUUGUCUUGUAAGCUCUGGUGCCACUCCUUUUUAUUCUUUUCAUGCUAAAGUAUCACCUCGUCGGCCCCCUCUCCUUUCCUGUUUGCUCUUUUGCCUUUCUUUGUUCGCUUCAGACUGUUCGGUCAGAAAGAUGAACAGAAACAAAGCCUUUCACCUCGUAAAUCUGCGGCAUGAGCACAGGGAGCCUGUAGACAUAUCGUUGAACUCGACGCAGCCUCUCAUGCUGAAUUUAUCUGCUUCACAGAUGUGGCUCGGAUGCACACCCAGUCUGAGCUUCCUUGUUCUUUGUCCCAGUGAUGGUGUAUUUGCUCACACGGUGCGUGUGUGCAUAUGCUAGAGCGCACAGGCAGACUUACAAGCACACUUUUAAGAGUGUUGAGUCAGCAGCUGCUGCUUCGGGUUCAGGGGUGAGAGGUCAGAGGUCAUUACCUGCUUUGCGCUUUUGCCUUUAUCUCUAUGGAUAAUCUGCACUCGCACAUGAGUCUUAGACACGGUGAUGGGCCGACACGGGAGGGCCGCAGAAGAAUGGUGCUCCUAGUUAAGCCUGCAACUUUUUACCAAGAAGUAAGAGAAUUCAGGAGCACAGUAUAACACACAGACACACACAACAAUGACAGUAUACAAGUACUUUCAGCUGGAAAAUUGGACUGUGGAAUGAUGGAGCACAUGGGCAGCGGGAUGUGGGAUUUGUCUUCUUCCAGGGGGAAGUGACAAAAGUUGACUCCAAAGGUUUGAGAGAGUUUAAUCUUGGAAAAACUCAACAAAAACUUGAGUGUGUGUAUGUAGGGCUUUUUUGUGUGUGUGUGUCAUCAAAGACUUAUUCCAUAGAGACCAAAAACUGUAUAAUGUUUGAAAAAACUGUUGAAAUAGCUGUGUUAUCCUUGAUUAAAGAUCGCUAUCUUUAAAGGCACGCGCAACCAUAAAUACACAAACAUGCUUUAUUCCCUCCAGGCCUUGUGAUAGUGUUGUUUACUGACUGUCAUCUGAUUGUAAAUUGUUAGGCACGUACAAAAAUGAACUGACAAAUAAACAUACAACAUUAUCUGGAUGAUUUAACCUUUGGAUGCAGUGCCAAGGCUCCUCUGACCUGCAGCUAAACGUUUGUCUUAGGGAUGAAAGUAAUUUCAGUCUGAUGGCCUCCUCCUGUGGCCUGAAGUGGUAAUUGCACACAAUAUAGGCUGCAGAAAAGAAAGCAAGCUUUGUUUCACGUGAUUAAUUGUGUGAGGCGGCAGGCUUCCCCCCCCCCCAAUUUGUGGGAAACCAUAAGUUUCACAGUUUCUAAUAGAUUUAAACAAGUUCUGCAGUAAGUUAUGCCUGUGUAAAAGUGUCCAGAUGCAGUGUGAAGUGUGACAAAUAGGGUGUCAAAUAAAAUGUUUUCAAAAAGACAGACAUACUAUUGAGAGUGCAACAGCUGAUCAUCUUUACGACUGAUUAAUCUCCUCUUUUCUCAGAUAAUAGAUGAUUAUUUUUAUCUGCUAGAAGAUCCAAAAAUGAUGUCUCAAAAAAUCCCUUUUCCUCCAUCCUCUCCAGAGCGAAACCUACUGUUAUUUAGCUCAAAGUAACUGGAUUCCCGCCGAAAGCACACACGAUGUUUGUCGUUUUUCAUCAAAAAAAUUAUUUUCCAAAUGAUUUAAGCCAGUUCACUCUGAAGGAAUCAACUACUUAAUCUUAAAAAAGAAAACAAAAAACUGCACCAUAUUUCAUGGAAACAGAUGAAUAUUGUGAUGCAGAUUAUAUGAAACAACAACAAAAAAAGCAUGGUAGUGGACUUCAAUGCUCCAGAGGUCCAGCAGCCCACCACUAGAGGGCUGUUGCUAGGCCUGGGCCAGGUCUGGAAGCCCAGCAACAGCCCUCUAGUGGUGGGCUGCUGCUGGGCGUCCAGGCCUGGCCUACCUCUCCCCCUGGAGGUCUGAAGUUGCUCAGCAGCUAACCUGAGAGGACACUUUAUACUGUGUGACUCACAUUUUCCUUCCCUAGUAGUCUAUUAUCACAUGAGUUAAUCACUUUACUCCCUGUCCCGUGUUCCCUGUGUGCCUGCGGUUUGUUUGUGGUUGCCUUUAUCAGUUGUGAUUUCUUAAUAUGCAGUUUUUGCCAGAAGGAGCAAAGCACGAACAUUGUGUAUGACUUAUCUGUGUAGGUGUUGCGUAGGUGUCGUAUCGGGGUGGCCAACGCUUAUGAUUAAUGUCUUUCUCACACACCAGCCUUUCAACCUCCCGUAACUCUUAACAGUAUUAUUGUGUAAAUCCAAAAUGAUGCAAUAACACCUGUUUACAAAGAAGACAAUCAACAGAUAAGUAAUGACGUCUCUUUAGGUAGAAAUUUUUGAAAAGUGGGCGGAUCUUCCUGUAAGUUGCAGGUGUAAAUAUAUUCUUGCUGUAAUUGAGUUUCAUCAGGUGUAAAUCUGACACUUGUGUGUGCAAGAUUCCAACACCUCCAGGAGGAACUUUAUAUAGAACAUGCAGUAUAUAACACACGCAUGCACAUAGAAGUCAAGCAUGCUUUCCUUUACUUACAUUACCGUCCUGUGGAUGUACCAUAAUGUAAAGCAGAUUUCCUAAACACUGAAUGUGACUGCAGUCGAACCAAAUUGGGGAAACAAAUGCCUUCCAGAAAUACGACUUUAAUCAGCUGGUGUCAAACUGUACAGUUUAGAAUUUGUUGCCCAAAAGUGGUCUUUUACAAACAAACACACACAUGCGCAAAGGCACCAACUGUCCCAGUAAAUGUGGGGUGCUCUGGUGUAAUAAAAGCCUUCCUCUGUGGUGGAGCUGAACCCCUGUGUUUAACUGCCUGUGUGAAUGUGUUACUGCUGAGAAGCACACACUGUGAAACUGCACAUACUGGGAUUUGAAACUUGGCAGAAACACUGAGUGAGGCUUUUAUAAGAUAGUUGUGCACUGCUGGAUGCACUAAAUGCUACUUUUUUCCAGCUCGGCUUCUUUAUCUGCUGUAUUUACCUUUUGUUUGGUGAGUGUGUAUCAAUGUCAGGUAUACCCAGCCACUAAUGUGUGAUUGGGUUACCUGACAAACAGGUUGGCCCUCAUGUCCCAGCUUUAUGUCUGUGGGACACAAGCAGUGGCAGCGUGUGUUUAUAUUCAAAAUCUAUACAUUUAAAAUCUUAUCAGAGUACAUAGUUAUAUCCAUUCAGUCUCUUUCUUUUUGUUCCUUUUCCCACCUGGUCAGCUCUAACUGUACCGCUUGUCUUUUUGAUGCAGGAAUGUGUGAAUCCAGUCAAUACUCUGAUAAGAUUUAGAGUAAUUUAGCUUUAAUUGCCCUGUACUUCUUCACUGUCUGGAUUUUUGUUUGCUUUUCCUCUUGUCCUCUCUUGUCACGUCUGAUAGGAGUGUCCCAACAUGACAUUAGUGACCCAUGGUUUCCUGUUUAAACACCAGUGUGUUUAGCGUCUGCAUCGUUUUCAAAGCUAAUCACUGACACACGGCUCUGAUGGUAUAAUCGUGUUUACAUUCUGAGGUAACGUGACACUCUUUUUGGAGCCUUUAAUGUCUCUGAUGAAAGAUUAAAGCCUGCUUAAAAUGUGUUUUGUAUUUAAUGCCAACAACAGGGAAGAAAAUGGUCUGUAUUUGAUUUAUAGUUAAGCAAAAUAUGUUUUCACAUCCAGUUUUAGUUAACUAUAAUAACCUUGAUCAUAGCUGGAAAAAACAUCUUCUCUAUGUUGCUCUAUUCAAAUUUAAUUGUGUACAUUAUCAAGGUUUUAAUGGAUUAGACACGUGAAAGCUGUGCUUCUGCUUCUACGCAGUCAGAGAUGUUUACGCUCUUCUUUUGGUGACACGCCACCAAGCUGAAGAUGCUGAAUGUCCACUUGUCUAUAAUCUGCAGUUUAAUAUACUGAUUAUCGUCAGUGCUUUAUCUCCUUCAUGUGCACUUCAUUAAAUAUAAAUGAGGGGGGGGGGGGUUUGAAUCACAACGGUGACCUGUGAUGAAAUUUUGACUCCAUUUAUGGGUCAUGUUAUUAAGCUUCACUUCCUCAAAAAAGAAAAUAAAUGAAUCCUGAAUGCAGCCAGAUGCUCUGUGUUUGAGUUGUCCGUUAAUCGUGUUCUUGUGACUGUAAUGUCUCUUGACAACCUUAAAGAAAUUCCUUCAAAUUUGCCACCAAAGUUUAGAUUUUGGUGGUGAAAUGUUCACUUGCUGUGACCACACGUUGGUUUCUUUUCUUGUGAUUUCUUAGGGAAGGAAAGAAAAAAUCUUUUUUUACACGUCCGCUGAAACUUUUACUUCAACUCAAGGAUUGAGUGAUUAUAAUUUGCUGCUGUUUUACAGGUCAAGGUCACAAAGCACCAGGUUAACUAUUAGUUAUGUCCUUAUCCCCCUACAUCAUUCCCUCUGCUGUAAUAAAACCUACUUUGUUGUCCCACUUUAUUGACGUCUUACUGAUCGCUGCUGCACAGUAGAGUAAUGCUGGUUAAAUAUUAAAGGGCUUAUGGCUUUAUGUCUCACCACUGUGACCGAAGGUCUUCAAAAAUAUAUCUGUAGUGUGUACUUGAUUGCCUAUAUUUGUAUAUUCCAAGCUAGGCUUGGAAAUGAGCACCUGGCUUUGUGCACAAACAAGUGCCGACGUAGUAGAUUUUCUCUCUAAGGGGAACCUCAAAUGAGGUCGGGGACCUGAGAGAGCAAUAAGGGUUUAAGUCUAAGCUUGCACCACAUCGCAGUCACAGAUCUGGAAUCGUCUUUCAGUAGCGUAAUGGAUCCAUAAAAAAAACCUUACGGUGCCAGAUCUUUGCCUUGACGAUCUGACGAUCCUCUAAUUUACCACCUUUUCUGGGGUAAACAAGAAGGUGAGAAUGGUUGAUGAGGUUUCUCAGCCAGGCCUACGUGUGUUUGUGUACUCACUCAUUCAGUUUUUUGUCACACCUUAGUGGUAUUGUGCUCCCUAUGCUUUUACACUCAGGUGGGAAGGCUCCACCCCCCCCUACAUACAUGUUUUUAUCCCUGAGGGCCUUUGUGUUCCUCACACACUGCAUGUUUCCCAACAGUAGUUAAGGGUUAGUACUGCUGAGGCUGGGGUUAAAGCUGUUUUGUGUUCAAAAUGAAAGAACCUGUGGGAUAUUGAUAACAGGGAAUGUAAAUAGAAGCGUAUGUGGGGUGGAAAAAAGGUGUUUAGGAGGUAGGAAAGGACAUAAGGGGGGUGUGAUGAGUGUUUGCCAUGCCAGUAAAUGAAUGGCGGGGCGGAGCAGCGAUCAGGGAGCGCAGAAAACAGAAAGAAGAGAGGCAGGGAAUAAGGAAGAAGGGACGGGCUGACUCGUAUUUCAGCUUCAUGUGUGAAGGGUUGGGUGUAACCUUAACCCUAUACUCACAGCACAACUCUAGUUGUGUCAACUCUAGUAGUCACGCACUUGCAGGACUUCAGGAGUCCCGAAGAGCGGAGUCUGGGCAAUCCUCACCAGCAUACCCUUUCUUUUUAACUCACCUGGGUGAGAUAAGCAGGUGUGGGCUUGCCUUCCCAAUUCUUGCUUUAUCACUGGUGUAGAUCAGCUGAUUGGAGAGCCAGAGCUUGGUCAACACUGGGACCUUUUAUCACAGCCUUUGCUUAGCACGCCUUUUCCUCAACCACUAGUGACGGUAAUAUUUGCGGAAAAGGGAUCAAAACAGGACUGAGAGGAAAACGAAUGAGGAUUCGCAAGAAGUUGGUUGUAAAUUCUCUGGAAAAACUCGACAGGCAUCCUCAUUUCUGCUGCACACCCAGCAAAGGGAGUAUCACAUGUGAGUGUGCCUAUGCCAGCGCGUGAGCAUGCAAGUAACUUCAUCAGGACAGCAACAAACCCGGGAACCUCUUAACCCCUUGGUCAGGCCCUGGCUCUAAGAUGGUGCGACUCAGCUGGCGCGUGCUAACAACUGGAGAUAACAACACUCAGGGGCACACAUGGCCGUAAACAACAACCGCUGAUUUGCUGAGACUGAAAAGAAUCGUAGGGUAAUUUGGAAACCUCUCUCCACCCUGUCAUGCACCACUGAGGAACAUAACAGAAAAAGGGGACUGUGCACAGAGAAGUGUGCGCCGCAGAAGGGCGGUGAUUUUCCUGAUUGCUGGAUUGCUUAAUUACCCCUUUGGGUUUGGGAAUCACGCCUGGAGUUUUAAGGCACAAAGGAGGACAAGAAAGGAGAAGAUGAUUUAAGUUUUUGCGGCAGAGAAAUGAAGUGAAGGAGGAGGCUGUGUGGGUCAGAGUCAUGAUGUGGAAGUGCGCUAAGCAAAUGGAAAGCAAAGCGGGAUAUGGCUGAAUGUCCUGCUGGAACUAAUUCAGUGCUUAUUGUUGAAUCUGAAGAGUCUGAAACAGUUUAGUAAGUGUGAAUAUCUGGACAACCCACCGACCUAAAGAUUUACGGCUGGGGAUUUAUUUGAUUUUUUUGCUCAGUUUUAAAGAAGACCUCUCUGAGGGACAAUGAGAGGAGACAGGAGAUCCGCAUCAUUCCGAAAGGAGAAACCGGCGGGCCUUUCCCGGGCUCUCAGCUGGCUCAACGUGUCCAACCUCUCCCGCCAGAGCAGACGCGUCUUCCAGAGCCAAAACGAGCUCAACGUGGUUCACAGCCGCCACCCGUACUCUCAGUCUCACAGUCACCUUCACACCUCAGACGGAGACGAGCGUGAGGACGACGAUAACUGGGUGUACCGGCCUCAACACAAAAUAGCGGUGUCUAACCUGGAUGAGGAGAGCAAGUGGACGGUUCACUACACAGCUCCGUGGCACCAGCAGGAGAACGUCUUCCUACCGGGAAGCAGGCCGCCCUGCGUAGAAGACCUCCACCGCCAGGCCAAAGUCAACCUCAAAACUGCCCUGCGAGAAUGUGACAAGUUGAGGAAAGAUGGUUUCCGGAGCUCCCAGUACUACUCUCAGGGUCCCACCUUCUCUGACCCCAUUCAGUCCACCAGCAGCCUGCAGGAUGACGGGGAUGAUGAAAAUGAUAAGAAGUCCACCGCUUCAUCGCUGGAGGAUGACAAAUCUCAGCUCUCCAUGAGGUCUCAGACGCCACAGGGCAUGGGCGAAGGAGGGGAGGGGUCCGACCCUGACAGACAGGUGGUAUGGAACAAGGCUGCCCUCCUCCCCACCCCAGAGGAGAAGAUGAGGCGGGCAGCUCAGGCCGUACCCACAGACAUAGUUGCCAUCAAUGUCACAGGGGCAGUGUUUGACCGACAGGCGAGCAUCCGGCGCUCCCUCAUUAACACUGACACCGUGUCCCGCCGGCCCAAGAAGGUCAAACGCAGAAAGACUAUAUCAGGGCUGCCUGACAACAUCAACCUGGAGCUAGCAAAAGGACACGGCGGAGAUCUCCGGCCACAUUCUAUGUUCCUCCCUGGACAGUACUCCACACUUGGCCGUACUGGGAGUGUCAACUCAACUCUCCGACGUUCGGUGACCAGAGACUCGAGCUGUCAGACAGAAGAAGUAAAGAUCGUGCCCCCGUCCAUGAGAAGAAUUCGAGCGCAGAGAGGACAGGGAAUCGCUGCUCAGAUGGCUGGCAUAUCCGCUUCCUCUUCAACAGGAAGUAUAUCCAUCUCCAGCAGCAACAGCUCUGGAAUACUGAUGCUGCCGCAGCAUUUUAGUGGAGACCCGUCGCGUUUUCACAGUCUGCCCCGACAGGGCGCAAGAGUGUCCCUCAGUGCCGAUCCCAUCUAUAGCAGCACGCCCAUCAAGUCAGAGGAACAUCUGCAGAGGCAAAUUGGAAAGCUUCAGGUCGACGAUACUGUGGUACACAUGAGAAACGCCCCGAGGACAGGAACUUUGCCCAGGCCCAAGUCCCAGGAGUUGAAGGGGACACUGUCCAGUGAGUGGGGCGGGGGUCCGGCAUGUGUGGUUUCUCCUCAUGCUGCUUAUUCCACCUCGUUCAUCCCCAAUGCCACCAUGUCCAGUUCUGCUGAGGUUAUUACCCUUAACACCUCGAGCCAGCUCACCCAGUCCCCGGUCUCAGCUUACCCCGCAGCUCGAGCGCUCAGUCUGGCUUCCCCAACUAAUGCUGACCUGCUGAUCUCUAGUCCAGCAGCCUUCACCCACAGCUCCACCUGCCCUGCCUUGGCCACGUCUACUCCUACUCACACAGCACAGGAUAGUGGCCUGAAAGUCAGAGCACCUGCCAGUGAGUCAGGUCACUCUGACAGUAGCACCCACAGCCACAGCACCUUGGCCCCCACUCCACCAUCUUGUCUGCCGGAGGAGAACUGGAUCUACGACACACCAGAAAACGUGGUGGCUCCACACCGCACUCUGACCUCCAGUUGCUCCACUCCAAUCAACCAGCUCUAUGGCAGCCUGGAUCAGUCCUCUAGGACCACUACUGAUUCCAGCUCUCUUUACUCCCAGGACAAUGAUGGAUACUACACCUCUAUGCACCUGGACUCAGGCCUGCGCUCGCGCAGUCACGGUAGCGGGCACGGGGUGGCAGCUGGCCGGGCCACCAGACACAGCAUGUACGAGUGUCGCGAGAUGGCCAAUCAGGAGGACUCUGGAAGCCUGUACAGUGACCGCUCGCUGUCACGCAGCAUCUCCCUACGCAAAUCCAAGAAGCCUCCCCUGCCACCAGCUCGCACGGAUUCUCUCAGACGCAAGCCAGCUGCAAAAAUGCCCCCCGGAGGCGUUAGCGCCAUCAACGGUGCUAACGGGGAAAGGGGUACGACACUUAAUGAAACUCUAAUUGCAAGCUUGCAGCAGAGCCUGCAGAUGGGGUUGAGAGGAGGGAAGGGAAAGGGUGCGUCGCCAUCAUCAACCUCUCACAGCCCAAGCAGCGAUUAUGAUGACCCUUGGGUCCUCAGGCCGCGCAGUCACAGCAGCAUCAGUGCAGGCAGCUCCGCAGCAUCACUAGCAGCUAACGCAAACUGCGGCGGCGUGUCUAGUGUGUACUCUCUAUGCCAUGUGACACCUGCCCACAGUGACACCAGCAGCCUGCGCUCUGACUACGCCGACUCUUGGGGCUACUACAUGGACUACCCUCGUAACAACUCGGACCAGGGGGAGCAGACACCCCCAGCCCAUGCCGCAGAUAACAUGUCAGCCGGCGUUCACCCAGGAGUCUUACAGAAUGGAGGAGGGAUUCACAAAAGUCAGAUCCCUGGAGCUCCAGGUCAGGAGCGAGAGGUGUCGGCGAAGCCCAAAGCUUCAACCUCCUCACCAGACCGGGUGCAUAGACUCACCUCGCCAUCUAGUGGCUACUCCAGCCAGUCCAACACUCCCACAGCUGGAACCCCAGUGCCCGCCUUCGCCAGGUCCAUGUCUCCCUCGGGCGGCCGGCCAAAACCCAAAGUCCCCGAGAGGAAGUCCUCUCUCCUCUCAUCAGUUUCCAUGUCCUCCUCUUCUACCUCCCUUUCCUCCAACACUUCAGACUCACUUAAGAGCAACGGUCCUCCUCCUCCACCACCACCACCUCUCCUCUUCUCCUCCUCCUCAACUCCCAACACCCCUCUCAGCCCACCUCCACCCUUCCCUCCCCCUCUACCGCCAAGCUCUAGCACAGCUUCCCUGACUCCUCCACCAGCUCCCCCAUUGCCAACCACUCCCCAGGGAGGUUCUCUAAGCCUGAACUCUACUUGCUCCACCUCCCCGGAAUUCCCUCCACCUCCAUCCCCCGAGAUGCUGAUUCACCCGAGUUCAUCUCCCAAUGGGAGCUUCAGUCCCCCUCCUCCUCCACCACCCCCACCUCCUCCUCCUCCUCUGCCGGCUACUGUUACAGCUUCCUCCUCCCCAUCUUUUAAGAAGGCACUAAAUGAUGCUCCUAAAGAAGCUCCUUCUAACAGUCCCACAAACUCACCUAAGCCCCUCAUCACACCAUUUGCACUUCAGAGCGUUCAGCUUCGUUCAGUCAAGCGACCAGAGAAGGAGAUCACAGAUGACAACAAAGCUGAGAAAACAGGGAUGGACCUCCUUCAGGGGCUAAAGCCUCUGAGCCUGGAUAGCUGUUACUCUCAGGAGCAUCCCACUGUCUUACCCCUUUUGAACAGCUCUCUGGAAGCGGAUUCCCAUUAUUCCUCACCAUCGCCUGUGUCAAAGCUCCUGGAAGAGUUGUCACUGGAUGAUAGCAUCACAGAGGACUCACCGGACAUUGCCUUCGUAAAUGGAAAAGCUGAUGAUGAGAGUUACACACUUGUGAAUGGGAAUGAAAAAGAGGAGGCACUAGCAUUGCCCAGUCCCGCACAGAGCCACGAAAGCUCUCCCAUCAAGCAGAAGGCCCCACCCCCAGCAGUCUCCAAGAAGCCCAAAUUUUCCCUUGUCCCACCAGUAAGCCCCCAAACAAUAAAUAAACUGUUUCCAUCUCAGCAGGAAGAGACGAACAUCCCCCAAACAGAAGACCAAGUAGAUUCUCCGCGAAGACAAACAAAAGAAGAGGUGAAAGAGGGGGACGGUGAGCAUCAGGAGGAGAGAGAAGACACUUUAGAGCAUUUAGCAGAGCGCAAAGGAGCAUUCACUGAAACCCGAUACGAGUCUUGUAUCACUACAUCUGUUAGCAAGGAGACGAGUAAUGCCUCUGGGCUUUAUACCAACGGAGAGGCUGAUGAAGAAGAGGAAGAGGACUGUGAUGGGACGAGCAGCACCACAGGGUCCAUCAGCUCCAAGGACGACGAGGCAGGUGACGUCUUUGAAUCCAGUACGGCCGAGUCGUCUCCAGCCCCGUCAGCAAACGGGGCGUCCGAGAAGAGCAUGGUAACCCCGACUCCCACGCGACCCCGAACCACAGAGGACCUCUUCGCCGCCAUUCACAGAGAGGGAAUGGGUGCAGUGUUUCUAGAGAGGUCAAAGCGCAAGGUCCUGGGUCGCAAGGAGUCCGAGGAAGACAAGACCCGGCCUGGGAGCCACUCGCAAUCUCCACCCACCACCCCGACGAGCCUGUCUCCAGGGAUGACGUCGUCGUUGCCCCGUCAGUCGGGAUCCAUCCAGCGCAAUCUCCGCAAGUCCUCAACCAGCAGCGACACCUUCAAGGCACUUCUCCUGAAAAAGGGAAGCCGCUCUGAGACCAGUUUCAGGAUGUCUGCUGCCGAAAUGCUUCGUUCCACUGACCCACGCUCCCAGCGAACGCGCUCCGAAUCGGCGCUGGACUCCCCCACUGCUUCUCCCUCCUCACCGAUGGCCCUGCACAGCCCGGCCGGUUCCCCGGGCCGGGGUAAGAGGGCAGCUGACGAGCGGGGCCGUUAUGAUGUCUUUACCCUGUCCUCGCCGACUUCGUCGCCCUUUUCAAUGGGCGGAUUUAAGUACGGGCGCUCUCGGACGCCGCCCUCAGCUGCCAGCAGCAAGUACAACGCCCGCAGCCGAAUCCUCAGCAGCCCGAUGACAGUAAUCUGCGAGCGGGACGGGGAACUGGCUGAGAGCGAGUACGGAGACACGGCAGAAAGUCUGUCUCAGCCAGCAGCUCAGGCUGUCCCUGUGCUCAAAGACUCCAAUGGCACUUUAUCCGAAGAAAGCAGAAGUUAAAAGACCAGGAGCCGCCCCUUAGCUUUGGGGAGCUGAACUUAUUCGUUGUAACCAGGCAGGGAGCUGGAAGAGGAGCCCAACACAAGGCCCUCUAGAGACACCUUCCUGAGCUCCACCCCCGCCCCUCUGAGGGAGUGGACAUGUCUGGUCCUGAUGCGGGACCUGGAUGCAGCUCCAUCACGGACCGGACAGAGCGCAGUCUGAAGCAGAGAAGUGGACCUGCUCCAGCUUUUUAAGACUGCCAUGAUUCUCAUUCUUUCCUUCGUUUGGUGAUUCACCUUUUUUUGUUCAAAGAAUAGUGUUUCUUUUAGACCUGGUGUUCCUAGUUUUGUUUGCCAUUUGUUUUUUUGUUUUCUUUCUAACUUCAUCCUGCAGGAGUCCUUUUAGUUUCACCAAAGGACUAAAAGUUAAGAUGGCAAACUUAAGUGAAUUGAAGGAAUGGAGAAGUCACUGACUGUUCGCUUAACUUUGCUGCUGUGGUGCUACGUAGCUAGGAGAGAGUGGAAUGUAAAAGUGUGCGGGAGGCUCGCCUGUUUUCAGUUUCUGCUUUUCCUCUGCUGGCUGUGGGAAGUGUUUGAGAGCACCGUGGCUUGCAAGUGUCGGCUUCAAACAGCCAAUCAAUACGUGGAACGGGCGCGAGGACGUGGUACAGCAGGUGGCUCCGCGGUACAACUUCACCUACGGUUACCACUCUUUGAUCGGUGGUUUUAGUUUGCAGAGCUGGUGUGUUCAGGGGUCCAUAGGAAGUGCAGAGGGCUCAGUGCUGCCAUCUAGUGACAGGGAACAGUGUGGAAAAAUAGUUGGGGGAUACGAAGGUUCAACCAAAACAUCAAAAUUACUCUCUGAAAAGGCUCAUAAAAGUUAGUUUGUAGAAUUUGCACUGUGCACAGUUUUUUUUUUCCCUUGGUGAAUUAAAAAAAGAAAAUGUUUUAAUAAACCAAUUACAUCAUGUCAUGUCAUGUGUUUGGAAGUUAAGUAAGAAAUGAUAACAUUAGAGUAAAAGAAUAUUUUAUUAUCUUUUAGUGAUCGUGUGGGUUACCAAAGAGCUUGAAAAAUGAAACGGAGUUGGACGUGACAGCAAUCCGAUAGUCUGACACCCCCGUGCAUACGCUCCGAGAAGAUCCACCAGACCCUGUGGGGGCAGAUUUCUAUAUAAUUUCUAUAAUGCUGUUGACCUUUCUGUUUAUCCUUUUGCAGUUUUAUAUGGUUCUAUAUGUAAAUAAAUAGAGAAUUGAGUUUUAAGUCACACUUGACCUAUUUUCAAAGACUUUGUACAUUUUUUUUAGAACCCUCUGUUUGCUGAAAGGGAGUGGUUUCCUUUUUCGUAGAUUAUUUAUUUUCACAUAGGAGGGCGUCGGUAUGGUUUAACUGGUCAGAGUCAGCUGACGGGUGGUUGAGGCACAGGAAAGAGAGGUUAGGGGUUAACCAGAGAAAUCAAAAAGCCACAUUUAGCUGGCUGACCCCCAGCGAACCGUUAUUCUGUUAAAGACGCAUCAAAAAGAUAAUAUCAAUUUUAACCAGCCUUUAAUCUGAAGUCAUGCCACACUGGUGCUCACCGCCGAAUAAACUUGGUGACAGUCGUGAGACUUCAUAACCUCCUAACAGCCUGUGUGUUAAUCACCUGUGACCAAAUAAUGUGUCUCCCAGAGCCCACCAGGCUGUGAUUGAGCGCUCCUGAAAGCAUCUGUGCUUGUGAAAAGACAGAGAGGACAGAAGAAGUAGUGGGAGUGGAGCUGAAGGCAGGCUGCUAACGCUCUCGUGUAUGUCUGUGUAAUAAAAACAAGGUGAUAUUUAAA